GGGGGGCAGGCGCGGUGGGGAAGAUGGCGUACCAGAGCCUCCGGCUGGAGUAUCUGCAGAUCCCGCCGGUCAGCCGCGCCUACACUACCGCCUGCGUCCUCACCACCACGGCCGUGCAAUUGGAAUUGAUCACACCUUUUCAGUUAUACUUCAAUCCUGAGUUAAUUUUUAAACACUUUCAAAUAUGGAGGCUAAUCACCAAUUUCUUAUUUUUUGGUCCAGUUGGAUUCAAUUUUUUGUUUAACAUGAUAUUUCUAUAUCGUUACUGCCGAAUGCUAGAAGAAGGCUCUUUCCGAGGUCGGACGGCAGACUUUGUAUUUAUGUUCCUUUUUGGUGGAUUUUUAAUGACUCUUUUUGGUUUGUUUGUGAGCUUAGUGUUUUUAGGCCAGGCCUUUACAAUAAUGCUGGUCUAUGUGUGGAGCCGGAGGAACCCGUAUGUCCGCAUGAACUUCUUUGGUCUUCUGAACUUCCAGGCCCCCUUUCUGCCCUGGGUGCUCAUGGGCUUUUCUUUGUUGUUGGGGAACUCGAUUAUUGUGGACCUUUUGGGUAUUGCAGUUGGGCACAUAUAUUUUUUCUUGGAAGAUAUAUUUCCCAAUCAGCCUGGUGGAAUAAGAAUUCUGAAAACACCGUCUAUUUUGAGGACUAUUUUUGAUACGCCAGAUGAGGAUCCCAACUACAACCCACUACCUGAAGAGCGGCCAGGAGGCUUUGCUUGGGGUGAAGGCCAGCGCCUUGGAGGGUAAAGCAGCUGUGCCAAUUAUGAGAGCCAUCUGAGAAAGACUCAGUGAAAUGCCCAUUGGGAUCCUUUUAUCCCUUGUUGCAAAAGUGUGGACAGCGUGACAGAUUUUAACUCCAGAAGCACUUUACGGAAUGGUACACUGACUAACACAGAAGACGUUUCCAGCAGUUUGCCAGGGGUUCCUCACUAUGCUGGUACUGAAAGUAUAACCUCUUGGAGCCAAAAACUGGAGAAGCAUAUCCUGCCGCCUCUGACAAGUACACGGGUACUUGCGCUCUGUGGCAACAGGCGGGGCUUUCCUCUCCUCUUUGACAGACAAGGCCGUGGUGUAAACGAGAGUUUCAGAGAGGACAAAAUAAAACUGAAUUCCAUCUCUCUCA
This is a messenger RNA of Psammomys obesus (fat sand rat), 1119 nucleotides long. RefSeq names its product derlin 2 (gene Derl2). Gene Ontology annotation, cellular component: endoplasmic reticulum membrane; Hrd1p ubiquitin ligase ERAD-L complex. The record is from RefSeq and is a predicted model, not a curated record. Lineage: Eukaryota; Metazoa; Chordata; Mammalia; Rodentia; Muridae. Gene Ontology annotation, biological process: endoplasmic reticulum unfolded protein response. Gene Ontology annotation, molecular function: ubiquitin-specific protease binding; misfolded protein binding. The transcript has 7 exons. Bases 24 to 743 code for a protein of 239 amino acids.